This is a messenger RNA of Ochlerotatus camptorhynchus, 5515 nucleotides long. It is a transcript of the gene Dscam3, whose product is annotated as Down syndrome cell adhesion molecule 3. Gene Ontology annotation, cellular component: cell surface; plasma membrane; axonal growth cone. Bases 56 to 5506 code for a protein of 1816 amino acids. The record is from RefSeq and is a predicted model, not a curated record. Gene Ontology annotation, biological process: cell-cell adhesion; neuron migration; axon guidance. Gene Ontology annotation, molecular function: protein binding. The transcript has 22 exons. Lineage: Eukaryota; Metazoa; Arthropoda; Insecta; Diptera; Culicidae.
AGUAGAUGAUAGAGCGAAUACGUACAAAACAGGAGAACUAGAGAUACCAUUGAUAAUGAGACUGCUACUUGUUUUAGGAUUCUAUAUUUGUGGAAUAUUACCAACACAAUUCAUUUCUCAUGCGUCGGUUGGUCGAGAGAUUGUUGCUACGAAUGUGCAUGUUCCUCAAUUUUUGCAACAAUUGCCGUCCAAUUUGAUAUUUAGUAACGAUUCAGGAAACUCUCAGCUAUCAUGCUCAAUAUACGGUUCUUCACAAGUGCAAAUAGCAUGGAUUUUGAGAGAUGGAACAGUUGCGAAAAAUGUCGCAGGCCUAAGACAAACCCUUCCGAAUGGUACCUUGUACUUUCCACCAUUCGCUGGUCACUUAUUUCGUACUGAAGUGCAUGACACCACUUACCGCUGUAGAGUUUCUUACCUUCACUACAUUUUGAUUAGCAAAGAUGUAAGAGUUCGUGCGAUCGUACGACAACCAUAUGAAAUAAUAGUAGAGAAAACUGAUGUAGUUCUCGGUAGUACUGCAUUUUUACAAUGCAACAUUUCCCCUCAUGCCCGCGAAUUUGUUCACGUGUCGGCAUGGUACCGUGAUAUGGAAAUGCUGAUUCCUGAUCGAUCGGAGUUAGGCAAGCGUUACAUCGUUACGUCUCCAAGUGGUGAUUUAUGCAUCCGAAAUGUUAAUAUCGAUGAUAGGCAGAAACAGUUCUCCUGCGUGUCAACUGAUGCACUAACGGGAGAAAGGAAAAUCAGCACUUCUGUAUUUUUAUCAAUAAAAGACUACAUUGCUGAUUCUGCUCCCGUUAGUACACAGCGGCCUGUGACUGAAAUAACAGCUGAUGUGGGCCACAACAUUCAGCUACCAUGUAAUGUACAAGGCAACCCUCAACCAGUAUUCACAUGGUUUCGCAUAUCCGAUUCUGAUUCACUAUAUACAGUCCCAUCAUCUCAACGAAUUACACCGUCGCAGUCAUUAUUAUUCAUAUGGAAAACCGAUGUAAUGGAUGGAGGAAGAUGGAUAUGCAAAGCAGCAAAUCAAUUUGGAGAGCAGAAGCUUCAAAUUCGCCUAACAAUUAACUCGGAAUUAUCAGCGCACAUCAUUCCACAGAUACAAGUCGUCAAUACGGGCAGUACAGCAAAAUUUAAUUGCAGUAUCGUCGGUUCGGAAAUCGGGAAAAUUGAGUGGUUUCAUAACGGACGUGCUCUAACGGAUAACGACCGCUUUGGAAAUGAUUUCGAAAGAGUCAGUAUCAUAUCAAGUACCGUCCUGAAAAUUGAUAAUAUUGGCAAGGAAGACCGUGGCGUUUACCAGUGUAUUGUGUCAAAUGCGAGGAGUAGUGCAGAGGCUAGUGCAGAACUGAAUAUUGGAGAGACCCCUCCGGAAAUCAUAUACAGCUUUAAAGAGCAAACUGUGCAUCCUGCUGCAUUUGUGUCUCUCAAAUGUAUGGCUUCUGGAUCACCACAUCCGCAGUUCACUUGGAUGCUCGAUUACCAACCAAUUGUAUCUUCAGUUCAUCGGUACACGUUCGAUCAGUUUAUCGAUGGAAACGGUCAUGUUACAACUCAUUUAAACAUUACACAUGUCAACGUAGAUGACGGCGGACUAUAUACGUGUAUUGCAUCAAAUCCGAUGGCAAGCGCAUCCCAAAAGGCUCGUCUUAACGUCUAUGGACCCCCGUAUGUAAGAGCUAUUGGCUCAAUCAAAGCGAUAUCUGGAGAAUACAAAGAAAUGUUAUGCCCAUUUUCCGGUUAUCCAAUUGAACAAAUAAGAUGGAUGCGUAAUGGACUGAAUAUAAGCUCAAAUUCCAGAUUCACGGUGGCUGAUAUAAACCAUGGAGGAACAUUGCGAAUCCAUAAAGUGGACGCAAUGCAAGAUAAAGGAGCUUUUACUUGUGUCGUUACUAGCCCAAACGGUGAUGAAGCUCGAAGAGAAAUACAACUGCUUGUUAAUAGUCCACCCGUAAUCGAGCCUUUUUCGUUUCCUAAACAUGUCAAGGUAGGCGGUAGAGCUCAGUUAACGUGUUCGGUAUCGUCCGGCGACAUUCCGAUUUACUUUAGCUGGAAAAAAGAUGACAUGAUGAUUCAACCCGGUUUACAAGUUACAGAGAAAAAAGAAGAAUUUUUUACAUUACUGAUUCUGAAAGAAAUUUCGGCCAAACAUAGUGGAAAAUACACGUGUUUUGCUCUCAACGCUGCGGCACAAGUGAAUUACACUGCCGAACUUCUUGUUCAAGUUCCUCCUACAUGGAAACGGGAACCAAACGACUUAUCUGUGAUCUUGGGAAACACUAUUUUAGUUCCAUGUGAUGCUGAAGGAUUUCCCCAACCUCGUAUAACAUGGUUAAGGGAUCAAGGGAAGAUGUCUAAGCAAUUCCAUUCGAUACCAUCGAAAAACAACACUCUCAGUGUUAACUACGCAACGCCAUCCGAUGCUGGAUAUUACAUGUGCGAGGCUUCAAAUGGAGUCGGAACUGACCUUUCCAAAAUCAUUCACAUUGAUGUAAACGUAGCCGCUCAUUUCGAUAUACCGGUGAAAAACAUGACUUCACGACGUGGAGACACAAUUACUCUAGAAUGUUUAGCCUUAGGUGAUGACCCUAUUGAUAUCGUUUGGUCGCAUAUGGACUCUCGGAUAGACUUCAAUACUUAUAGGUAUAGUAUUGUUCAAAUGAAAGUAGACAACGGUGUUCGCUCUCAAUUAUCUAUAAGUCAUACGGAAAGGUUUGAUUCUGGAAAAUAUAUAUGUUCUGCGGAUAAUUCGUAUGGAACUAGUGAACAUGUGAUACAUCUUGCUGUGCAGGAAAGGCCUGACGCGCCAUCUGAUUUAGAAGUAUUAGAAGUCGGAAGUAGAAGAAUAAAACUAUCUUGGAAACGGCCCUAUGACGGAAUGUGUCCAGUACUCAGCUAUCUGGUCCAAUACCAGCCGUUACGUAUAGUUAAAGAUUAUGUUGGAUCCAAAUUAGAAACAUCGUGGGAAAAUCCAUCCGUCGUUAAUUUGACCCUAUCUAAAAUAAACGAUGUGCAAAACACUGAUAGUUCUGCCCGAGACCAAGCUUAUGUUAUCGGACUUCAUCCAGCAACUCAGUACAUGAUAAGGAUGUUAGCCAUUAACGAGAUUGAAAGCUCAUCCUUUACCAAUCCCAUAGUGGUAAAAACUCAAGAAGAAGCACCCGCUGAACCACCAAGCAACCUGAAAAUAAAACCUGGUGGUAGAAGUGAAUUGAUUGUAACGUGGAAUAUUCCUAAUAAAAACUCAUGGAAUGGAGAACUUCUUGGAUAUACAAUAAGUUGCGUUGAAGAGAAACAAAAUAUUAACUACAUAGGUGACAACAACACAACAAACUUAACGUUCUCUGCAAAUGGCUGGGCCACUACAAAAAUGUCAAUUUCAAAUUUAAAGAAGUUUACCAGAUAUGCAGUUAAGAUACGAACAUUCAAUACUAUGUCUGCAAGUCCAUGGAGCCCAAUUACGUAUGGUACUACUUUAGAGGACAUUCCAGAAGCUCCCCCUCAAAAUGUUACAUGUAAAAGUUUAUCAUCUCAAAGUAUCAAAAUUGUAUGGCAUGAGCCACAGCUUCAAUUCCAUAACGGAGUAUUACAAGGAUACAAGGUGUUAUUCCGACCAUUGGCUAGAAAUAAUGAGUUUUUGCUUCCAUAUGAAAUUAAAAGGACAUCAAACUUGGAAACGUAUCUGCACGCUCUUAUGAAAGCAACGAAUUAUUCAAUUCAAGUUCUCAGCUUUACACUAUCAGGCGAUGGACUCUCAAGUGCUCCAGUUUACUGCACCACCGAGGAAGAUGUUCCAGAUCAUCCUGGUGGAAUCAAAGCCUUGACCUUAACUGCAGAUUCUAUCUUAGUGUCCUGGUUAAAACCACAACAUGCAAACGGUGUUAUUUCACAUUAUACAAUAUUCAGUAAAGAGAACGGAAAAAUAGGACUACCAAAAAGUUACAUAGUACGUAUUGAAGGAAUGCAUCCAUUACUAUACGAAGUUCGUGGACUUACAGAAAAUCGCAAGUAUGACUUUUGGGUAACAGCUUCCACUUCAAAAGGAGAAGGUGAAGCAACUCCUGUUGUAUCUCAAACAACCAGCACUCGAGCUCCAGCAAAGAUUGCGUCGUUUUCUCAAACCAUCAAAAUCGCUGUUAGGUCCAGUAUAUCACUGGAGUGCGUCGCAGUCGGUAAUCCAACACCAAGAACGCGCUGGAUCACGAACGAACAACCAGUAACCUUUAGUCCAUACUAUGUCAUAUCACAAGGCUUUUUGAAAAUUCAUAAUGUUGAACCAAAUCUGUCCGGAAACUACACUUGCUCUGCAAAAAAUCUCUUUGGUGAAGAUGAGAUAUCAUAUAUGCUCAUAGUACUACAAACUCCGAAUAUAACACUUUUAUCAAUCCAAUACGCAUCGUAUGAUAGUGUUCGUGUUAUAUGGGAAACCUCAAAUGAUAGUGGCGCUCCUAUACAAGGUUAUAACUUGUUCUACAGAGCAGCCGCGGGAAGCUGGACAAGUGUCUCAAUAUCAUCUGACCAAUUUGCUCAUACACUCAAUGGCCUAAAAUGUGGCUCACAGUAUAUUUUAAAAAUGAACGCGAACAACAAAGUAGGAGUUGGUCCUUCGACAGAUGAACUAGUCGUUUGGACUAAAGGCAAGGCUCCACAAAUACCAGAGGAAAGCGAUUUGAUAACAACAAAUUCAACAUGUCUCAAUCUACACCUCAACUCCUGGCACAAUGGAGGAUGUGCAAUAUCACACUUCUCAAUCGAGUAUCGUCGCUUGCAUACGCCUUUCUGGACAACAGUGUCUUCCGAUAUUUCUGGAGUAGAAAAAAGCAACGAAAACAUUUCAUUUUGUGAGUUUUCACCUGGAACGUGGUACGAGCUUAAGGUUACAUCCAACAACGAUGCCGGGGAAACAACUGCACAGUUUAAUUUUGCCACUACUACAUUAGCUGGUGAUAAAAUAUCACCGCCUGAAUAUCCGACAGUUGAAAUUACAAGCGUGGACAAAACAUCCAAAGACAACGACAAAGUUCAGUGGAUUCAAACCAGUGCUGCAGUUAUAACAUUAGGUUCGAUGGCCGUUGCGGUGCUCAUACUCAUUCGAUACAAAAGAAUGUACUGUUUCGCUGAUUCAAGAGAUUGCAUUAGUGAAUUGUCGAUGAAUGUAAAUCAAAAAGAGGAAGGCGAAUAUGUGCGGAAUCAGCAAGUGUACAGUUCAUCCCCAGUUAAAAUAAUUGACAAAGAAGAUAGCUCAGAGAUGUACGAAAUAUCACCUUAUGCCACAUUUAACGAUAACAAUGAACGAGUUGUGAAAAGGAGUCGCGAUAGAACUCCAUCGUCAAUGGAUUAUUCUCUACAAUUUCGUACAUUUGGGCAUCCUGAAAAUGAUCUCAAUGCCACUGCCUACCCGUUACUCGAAUGUUCUGGUUUUGGAAAUACCAAAGAAAAAACAAGUUGGCACAAGAAAACCCGUAGUGCUGGUAAGUACUCAGUAAAGAUUACGCGUUGGAUUUGAUUGUCGACA